GCUCCGGCACUUUGCGGACGCAGCGGCGCUCGCUGCGCGCGAGCGCGCUGAGGAGCUACCCGAGCGCGCUCGGAACAAGGGCAUAAGCUCCGCCGACCCUUCGCCAGGCCAAGUGGUGGAGCUUUUUGGGACCGAGGAUGUGGAGUCCUUCCCACGGCUGCAAAAACCUUUUGUGGACAGGAUCUGGCUGUCCGCAAAAGCUGGAAACGGUGGAAGCCCAGCACCCAAUGCGAACCGAAGGCCGCACCUACCCACCGGACCUGGCUAUGGUGGCCACGGCGGCAACGUGAUUCUGAAGGCGACGACCCAGAUCGAAAGCUUUCUGGAUGUGCCCGAGAAGAUCAACGCGGAACACGGCGGAGACGGACACGACUCGUCGCGCGGGAAGUCAGGGAAGGACUACGUGCUCCAGGUGCCUCUGGGGACGAUCAUCCGAGAGCGGGUCUUCAGUGGCGAGCGCACGCCCGAAG
Molecule: messenger RNA, 470 nt
Organism: Symbiodinium necroappetens
Lineage: Eukaryota; Dinophyceae; Suessiales; Symbiodiniaceae
Source: the annotation of a GenBank genome assembly